This is a messenger RNA of Thelazia callipaeda (thelaziosis nematode), 618 nucleotides long. The record is from the annotation of a GenBank genome assembly. NCBI's taxonomy places the organism in Eukaryota, Metazoa, Nematoda, Chromadorea, Rhabditida, Thelaziidae.
AUGGCUACUGAAACAAAGAUUCGUGAUGUUAUCUGCCUGAAAGGUUCAGCACAAAUUGUUCAGGAAUUCUUCCACUUUGGGCUUAAUAGUAUUCUGUAUCAGCGCGGCAUAUACCCUGCCGAAUCUUUUGCAAAGGAGAAGAAGUAUGGGUUAACUAUGCUAGUUACUACAAAUCCCGCGCUGCAGAAAUUCUUAACACCACUACUUGACCGAGUAAAAUAUUGGUUAGAAAACAAGCAGCUGAGGAAACUCGUUUUGGUGAUAUCGGACAUUCAAACUAAAAAUAUAUUGGAACGUUGGCAAUUUGACAUCCAGACAGACGAAACUGUAGAUCUUACUGGUGAAAAUUCGGUCAAGUACAAAGAUAUAAAAAAGAUUAGGCAGGAGAUAGCAGAUGUGAUCAGACAAAUAACAGCCACUGUAACAUUUUUACCGUUACUAGAAACUCAGUGUUCAUUUGAUGUGCUCACUUAUACGGGUAAAGAAACAGAUACGCCGGAGGAUUGGACUGAAUGUAGUGCUUGUCUUAUCAGUGAUGCAGAAGAAGUGCAGUUGCGCUCUUUUUCAACUGCUGUACAUUCAGUUCAUACAAAAGUUUCUUACAAAUCUAUUUCUUAA